Messenger RNA from Chinchilla lanigera (long-tailed chinchilla), 10334 nucleotides. RefSeq names its product RAS protein activator like 2 (gene Rasal2). The transcript has 20 exons. NCBI's taxonomy places the organism in Eukaryota, Metazoa, Chordata, Mammalia, Rodentia, Chinchillidae. The coding region runs from base 794 to 4729 and encodes 1311 amino acids. Gene Ontology annotation, biological process: regulation of GTPase activity. The record is from RefSeq and is a predicted model, not a curated record.
UCAGUCCGUCUGUAAAGCAAGCAGCAGCUCUGGAGACCCAGACCACACGGCUCUGCUGUCCCGGAGACGGCUUUAGGAAAGUGGGCGGGAUCGAGUUAGAUGAAUAACUCGGUGCUCGACUUUUCCUGACUUUGGCAGCGGUUCCUCCUCCGCGUCGUUACUCGAUUGCACACGCGGCCAGGCUCUCGGCCCUCGAUUGCUCCGGUCUAUCACCCUGGGAUGCCGCCUGCCGCCGCCACCGCCGCGGCUGCCGGGCUUGUGGGAUCCUCAGCCGAGCCGGAGCGGGAGCCGGAGCCGCGGCCGGAGCCCUGGCCUGAGAGUUAGGGGGGGCGGGCCGGUUCACUCCAGAGCGGGCUGCUGAGGACAGGCGGGCUGAAGCCAGGGGCCACCGCCCCCCUCAGGCGGAGGGAGCCGGCACUUGGAGUCCCCGAGGCGGCGGCGGCGGGAGCCGGUCAGAGGGGGCGGCCCCUGGCGGCGACGCCCCCAAGCCCAGCCCUGCGGGGCCCCGCGCCCUCUUCGGCGCGAGCCUGGUCUGGCCGCGGGAGACGCCGGCGGGCGCUCCGGAGGGCGGAUCCGAGGGGGCGGGAGGGCGAGCGUGCCCUCCCGGGAGGGACCGCACCUGAGCCCCGACCCAGCCCCGGUCGGGCUCCCUCCCUCUGGCCGCAGGUGGGCUGCAGCUUGGCGGUGGGCGGCGGGGACGGAGGUGUGCGGCGUCCGCGUCCCCGCUGCUGCGCCCUCCUCCCCUUCCCGCAGACAGGGCGCCCGCCCGGCCGCCUCGUCCCUCCCCGGCACCAUGGAGCUCUCCCCGUCGUCGGGAGGAGCCGCGGAGGCGCUGUCCUGGCCGGAGAUGUUCCCGGGGCUGGAGUCCGACUCGCCGCUGCCCCCGGAGGAUCUGGAAGCGGUUGUCCCAGUCAGUGGAACCGUGGCCGGUGGCAUGUUGGAUCGGAUCCUUCUUGAGUCCGUGUGCCAGCAGCAGAGCUGGGUCCGAGUGUACGAUGUGAAAGGACCACCCACCCAUCGUCUGUCUUGUGGUCAGUCACCCUACACUGAGACAACAACAUGGGAACGGAAAUACUGCAUCCUAACAGACAGCCAGUUGGUGUUGCUCAACAAGGAGAAGGAGAUACCUGUAGAAGGAGGACAGGAGCAACAGACAGAUUCCACCAAAGGGCGAUGCCUAAGGAGAACUGUCAGUGUCCCUUCCGAGGGUCAGUUUCCUGAAUACCCACCAGAGGGCACCACGAAACUGGAGGUACCAGCAGAAAGGUCCCCCCGUAGACGGAGUAUCUCAGGGACCAGUACAUCAGAGAAACCCAGUUCCAUGGACACUGCAAAUACCUCACCCUUCAAAGUACCAGGAUUCUUCAGCAAGCGCCUGAAAGGCUCCAUCAAGAGGACCAAAAGCCAGUCAAAGCUUGACAGAAACACGAGCUUUCGGCUUCCAUCCCUUCGUAAUACAGAUGAAAGGUCUCGUGGGCUGCCUAAAUUAAAAGAAUCACGUUCCCAUGAAUCCUUGCUCAGCCCAUGCAGUGCAGUGGAAUGUCUGGAUCUUGGUAGAGGGGAGCCUGUGUCAGUGAAACCACUCCAUAGUAGCAUCCUUGGACAAGACUUCUGCUUUGAGGUCACCUAUUUAAGUGGAAGUAAAUGUUUCAGCUGUAACUCAGCUUCAGAGAGAGAUAAGUGGAUGGAAAACCUUCGAAGGACAGUUCAACCAAAUAAGGACAAUUGCAGAAGAGCUGAAAAUGUUCUCCGUUUAUGGAUCAUUGAAGCCAAGGACCUUGCCCCUAAAAAGAAAUAUUUCUGUGAACUGUGCCUUGAUGAUACCCUCUUUGCUCGUACAACCAGCAAGACCAAAGCAGACAAUAUUUUCUGGGGUGAACAUUUUGAAUUCUAUAGCCUUCCACCUCUUCAUAGCAUCACAGUUCACAUUUAUAAGGAUGUGGAAAAAAAGAAGAAAAAGGACAAGAAUAAUUAUGUAGGGCUAGUCAACAUCCCCACUGCCAGUGUUACUGGUCGCCAAUUUGUAGAAAAGUGGUAUCCAGUGAGUACACCUACACCGAACAAAGGGAAGACAGGAGGACCUUCUAUUCGGAUUAAGUCACGGUUCCAAACUAUCACCAUUCUGCCUAUGGAGCAAUACAAAGAAUUUGCAGAAUUUGUCACCAGCAACUAUACCAUGCUAUGUUCUGUCCUUGAGCCAGUAAUUAGUGUGAGAAAUAAAGAGGAGUUGGCUUGUGCCUUAGUGCAUAUUCUUCAAAGUACUGGCAGAGCCAAGGAUUUUCUGACUGACUUGGUGAUGUCUGAAGUGGACCGUUGUGGAGAACAUGAUGUCUUGAUCUUCAGAGAGAACACCAUUGCCACAAAAUCCAUUGAAGAAUACCUCAAGUUGGUGGGACAACAAUAUCUUCAUGAUGCACUGGGGGAAUUCAUCAAAGCUUUGUAUGAAUCAGAUGAGAACUGUGAAGUAGAUCCCAGCAAAUGUUCAUCUAGUGAACUGAUCGACCAUCAGAGCAAUCUAAAAAUGUGCUGUGAGCUGGCUUUCUGCAAGAUCAUCAACUCUUACUGUGUUUUCCCUCGUGAGUUGAAGGAAGUAUUUGCAUCAUGGAAGCACCAGUGCCUGAACCGAGGCAAGCAAGACAUCAGUGAGCGGCUCAUUAGUGCCUCAUUGUUUCUCCGUUUUCUUUGCCCAGCCAUUAUGUCUCCCAGUCUUUUCAACCUUAUGCAGGAGUAUCCUGAUGACCGUACGUCUCGGACUCUAACUCUUAUUGCCAAGGUCAUUCAGAACCUGGCCAACUUUGCCAAGUUUGGUAACAAAGAGGAAUACAUGGCAUUCAUGAAUGAUUUUUUAGAACAUGAAUGGGGUGGAAUGAAGCGCUUUCUUUUGGAGAUCUCUAAUCCAGACACCAUCUCAAAUACCCCAGGCUUUGAUGGUUACAUUGAUCUGGGCCGAGAGCUUUCAGUUUUGCAUUCCUUACUGUGGGAAGUAGUUUCCCAACUUGAUAAGGGUGAAAAUUCCUUCCUACAGGCAACCGUGGCAAAACUGGGGCCUCUCCCCCGUGUUCUCGCUGAUAUUACCAAGUCUCUGACUAAUCCUACGCCAAUACAACAGCAACUGAGACGCUUCACUGAGCAUAACUCCAGUCCAAAUGUCAGUGGGAGCCUCUCUUCUGGGCUGCAGAAAAUAUUUGAAGAUCCCACUGACAGUGAUUUGCAUAAAUUAAAAUCUCCAAGCCAGGACAACGCAGACAGUUAUUUCAGGGGAAAAACAUUAUUACUGGUUCAGCAGGCCUCCUCCCAGAGCAUGACUUAUUCUGAAAAAGAUGAAAAGGAAAAUAGCCUUCCUAAUGGUCGGAGUAUCUCCCUAAUGGAUCUCCAGGAUCCUCACGCUGCUCAGGUAGAGCAUGCAUCUGUCAUGCUUGAUGUGCCUAUGCGCCUGACGGGAAGCCAGCUUUCUAUAACCCAGGUGGCCAGCAUCAAGCAACUGCGGGAAGCCCAGAGCACUCCCCAGAGUGCACCUCAAGUGAGAAGGCCCCUGCAUCCAGCCUUGAACCAGCCAGGAAGUCUCCAGCCCUUGUCAUUCCAGAAUCCAGUCUAUCACCUCAAUAAUCCUAUUCCAGCAAUGCCAAAGGCCUCUGUCGAUUCCAGUUUGGAGAACCUAAGCACUGCCAGUUCUAGAAGCCAAAGUAACAGUGAAGACUUCAAACUCAGUGGACCCAGCAAUAGCAGUAUGGAAGAUUUCACCAAACGUAGCACUCAGAGUGAAGAUUUCUCCCGGCGGCACAAUAUGCCAGAUAGACACAUACCUCUUGCUCUGCCACGACAAAACAGUACUGGCCAAACCCAAAUCCGAAAAAUGGACCAGGCUGGGUUAGGUGCCCGAGCCAAAGCGCCCCCAUCCCUGCCCCAUAGUGCUUCCUUACGUAGCACUGGGAGCAUGUCAGUGGCAUCUGCAGCCCUGAUGGCUGAACCUGUGCAGAAUGGGAGCCGGUCCCGGCAGCAGUCCUCUUCUUCCAGAGAAAGCCCCGUUCCCAAAGUGAGAGCAAUCCAGAGACAGCAGACACAGCAGUCCCAUACGCCUUUUCCUGGAAAUGGCUGGAAAAAUAAACAACGGAACACCUACAGAGGCAAGGUGCAGUCACCUGUGGACUCUGCCACAAUGUCCCCAGUAGAGAGGACAGCAGCAUGGGUUCUAAACAAUGGGCAGUAUGAAGAGGAUGUGGAAGAAACUGAGCAAAAUCAAGAUGAAGCCAAGCAUGCUGAGAAGUAUGAACAAGAAAUUAGCAAACUGAAGGAGCGCCUGCGAGUAUCCAGCCGGCGGCUGGAGGAGUAUGAACGGAGGUUGCUGGUGCAGGAGCAGCAGAUGCAGAAACUGCUGCUGGAAUACAAGGCCCGCCUGGAGGACAGUGAGGAGCGGCUGCGCAGGCAGCAGGAGGAGAAAGACAGCCAGAUGAAAAGCAUCAUCAGCAGGCUAAUGGCUGUGGAAGAGGAACUGAAGAAGGAUCAUGCUGAGAUGCAAGCAGUUAUUGAUGCAAAGCAGAAAAUAAUUGAUGCCCAGGUCAUAAAUGGAAAUGAGAUUAUUCAAAAAGGAAAAACGGAUCGUGUCCCUGGAUUCCGCCAACACCAGGCUGAUGAGCGCGCUGACCCAAGUGAAGGAGCGGUACAGCAUGCAGGUCCGCAAUGGCAUCUCCCCCACCAAUCCCACCAAGCUUUCCAUCACGGAGAAUGGUGAAUUCAAAAACAGCAGCUGCUGACAGACUUUGUGAACACAGACUGUGGAAGGAGACCGAAGGAAACUUCCCCACUCUCCUCUUCCCAGCCCUUUACUCAGCCCCUCCAGGUUUACAGAAUGUUGCUAAUUCACAAUGGCAAUGUAGUGAGAAACUCAAGUGAAGAAAGGAACUUGUCUUUCAGGACAUAAGUGAAGACUUCCAAGGUCGCACUUCUCCCAGUCUAUGUGUACAUAGGGAACUUAGUUCUGGGCCGUGUACAGAAAAUGCCACUGUAAUAUACCAAAAGGAAGUUAAUAAUGUAGAUUACCUUUUUAAUUAUUACUAUUUUUAUUAUUGUUUUGCUCUUGUUGAAAGCACUGCAGUUGUUCUAGGAGGAAAAGUAGGAACUGUAACUAUGUGCGAGUGAGAAAUGAGCCUGUGGGUUCGGUAGGUAGAGACCAAGUAUCUAUCUAGAAGCACAUGGAGUGCAAUAGGACAUUGUUAGAAUGAAUUUUUUCAGGGAUUCAUCUGCCAGUGUAGAAGCCCCAUUCUGGUUCCCUUGCCGUUUAGGAAGACAUGCAGAUCCCAAGGUCUAUACAGAACAAUAAUUUAUGCCCUGAUCAACCAGGACUGAUUGUGGUCAGACAACUAGCCUAACCUGGGCACUCACUGUUUUAGGAGGCAGAGAUAAAAGUGGUUGCAUCAAAGCCGGACUUUAGGAGUGAUGUCUACUGAACUCCAGUCAAUAUGUCUAUUUUCUCUGUCUACAGCAGAUGGGAAUUUUCUGUUUUAAAUAUGGGCUUUUUUAUUUUUCACUCUUAUUGUAAUAAAGGGUGUUCUUUUUCCUCUUUAGAGGAAAAACUAUAAAUAUUUGUGUCUCGACAUACAGUCUUCAUGUUCAUACAUCCACUGCCCAUGGUGGGAGCAGUCAUCACCAAUAGGGUUUCUCUCCCCAGGAGAGAUGACUCCGAUACACUGUUCAUAAGCCAUCUGAAAUAAAUACCCUUUCUUCCACACAGAAAAGGGCUAACCACAACAUAGCAGGAAUCUCUGAAUAUUGCCUAUCAAGUUUUUUUGUAUUUGUAAAGUAAUAUUUUUUGUUUGGGAUAAAGAUUUUAUCCAUUGUACUACAGGCAGGGUAAUUUUAUCUCCAAUAUUUAAACUGCUGCUUCUUCGUCUUAUUCCCUCAGUAUAAUUUGGAAAGGAAAUCCAAACCUGAAAUAACACUCUUAAAAGUCUUGCUUAAAAAAAGAAAACUGUGUCAGGGUGGCACUUUCCAACUGUUAUUCCCACACUUGUGGUAGAUUUGGCAGUAAUGACCCAUUUAUCAUCCAUGGCUUAUUCUAAGACAAAAAAUGUCGUGGAAAAGAAUUUUUCUCCAGAGGUAUAGAAUGUCAUCUGGGAUGACGUUACCAGAAGUACAGGCUGUUUGUUACUUGUUCAAUGGACAGUAUAUAUACAAGUAUAUAUACGUAAUAUUCACACAUAUGUACAUAUAACUGCACGAUGAGGAAGCAGUCAUGCCUUCUGUGCCGUCAGCAUACAGAUACAAUUUUAAAAGAGCCUUGAGUCUCUUUAAGCAGGACCUAAGCAGUUGUUUUACAUCGAGAAAGCAACAGUAGUUCUCAAAUGAGUUUAUUUUAAAUUACACACUUUAAGAAUUUUUUUUAAAUAAAGGGGGAAGAGAGAGAGCAGACCUUAGGGAGUUGUACCCAUGGGCUGUUCCUAUAAUAUGAGUUGUUCUACACAAGGGAAGAAGACUACGUGUAUAGUUCCCUCUUUAUAGUGAAGCCCAGGCAUAGACGCCAAGCCCUCCUUUUACCGAGUUCUAGGCUUGCAUUUCUACUAUUGAGCUCAGCCCUCUCUCAGGUGGAUCUUUUUGUUGACUCUGUCAUUUAAGCAACCUCUUCAAAGCUCCCAACCCACAGCCUUUUAAAAUAUUUUUCAUCAUAACAGCCCAUUUCUACCAGUGAUCUAAAAUAAGAGCUUCUCAUUGUGCUUAGAUCUUCAGACUUAAAUGCCUAGCUAUCGCGACACUAUACUGUAUAGUAUUUUUACUUGACCCUUAGUAGUUAUUUUAUAAAUGCUUAUCUCUUCCCUCUAAACGGAGGGCACACUAAUCAAAAUCAUUUAAUAGGAAUAAAGGUUACCAGUUCUGAAACAUAUUUGUUAGUUUGGGGAGAGGCAUAAACAGAUCUGUUCUUUGUGGCUUAUUCUCAGUUCUAGCAAAAUUUAACUCAUUCCUUUUAAAGCCUGAAAUUGUGCCCUAGAAAUCCUAGUAAAAGAAUUGUCAGUUUCAGUGGCCUUAAGUAUGUAAUGUAGGUGACGUCUUGCAUUGAGAUGUGGAAGUCUUUCAAGCAUGGUUAUGGACUCCAGAGGGCUGAUAAAAUUAUAUUGAGGAUUUGGAGGAGACACAAAAAUACCAUGUUUUUGAUGAAUGUGCUGUAUCUUGUUAGCCUCCUCAGAGGGCAGUCUUCAUUGGAAGAUGAAACAUUUGGACAUAUUAUGCAGCCCUGCACUAUCAGGUUAUCUUGAAUGAAGCGAUGAAAAUAAAAUAAGAAGAAGAAAUAAGAAGGUUAGAAGGUGAAAACUCAAGAGCUGUUACCAGAUGUUAAAUUUUAGAUGAAUUCUUUGAAUAUACUUGUCAUUUUUUUUAAGUAUUUCUUUAGAGAAUGCUGCAACCUACAGAAUUUAUUCUGAAAGAUUUUUUAAGUAUGAAAGAAGGCAGCAGUACAUGACAGUUUUUAUGGGGGUGUGACUUAAUUGGCCUUUUCUUCAGUCCCAAUAUAUACAUACAUUUGUCUCGCUGGCAGGAGGUACAUGGUUGAAGGGAAGCUGAUUGCUUAUGACAACCAUGUCUUGUACUUGCUGCCAUUUCCCUCAGUGUAUCCCCACUUUAUGGAGGGUAAACCAGGGCUGAAUGGAAUUGGGGAUUCAGGUGAGGUGCUUACCUACAGCCAGACUUGGCCAUUAACAGGGACAACAUUAGAGUUCAGGAAAAGAGCUUCAUAGUUCCCUGUUACAUCACUGAAGGAAAAAGUUGUAUUUCCAUCAGCCCAUCAUUAAUCCAAGUCUCUGCAAUAAAAGCAGCGACAGAGGAGAGAUUAUAAUUAGGUCACCAUAACAAGCACUCGAGCACUUACCUGUGUUCCAGGCACUGUUUCUAUCUGGGAGACAGUCCUUGGGUAAGUACAUGUGGCAAAAAGAGGUAAUUACACUGCUGUAGGUUUUUGCUCUGAAUAUCAAGUUGGUCAUAAUUAACUUUCUGACUGAUGUGCUUUCCCCUUUGUCUUUCAUGGGGUUGGAGAGUGAAUAAAAAAGUAAGAUUUUCUGUCUAAGACUUCUAUAAGCACUAAGCUUGACUUUAGAAGCAAAGCUUUUCAGGUAUUACUCUACCUGCAGCAUUUAUUUAUGGGUGAAUGGUUCUGUAGACCCCUUGCUUCACUCCAUCCUCAGAGGUACAUCCCAUUGGGAAUAGAGUUCUUAAUUGAAAGUCCCAGAAAAAGAUGACUGCCAUCAACUGAGUUUAUCUUAUUAUUUGUUUUGCUUCCAUCCAGAUUUAGCGCUAGUCACUUCCAGUUUAGAGUUCCCGACAAGAUUGGGUAUGGGGCUGAGCCGGGGGAAGCACCCCGCACCCCUUCAGGAUUACCCAGUCCCAUCAGUCUGCCACAGUGUAGCUGACGCCCAGGCUCAGCACCAGUCAAGACGUGACAUUGGGUCAGACCCAGAAGCCACAGAGCUUAUACCACAGCAUCACUACAUUUUCAGCUACACUUUGGAGGCCACCUCUCCCUCAGAGUAUGGAGAUCCUAAAGGACUUUUCUUCUCUCCAUUCCCUUUUCCCAAGUCUAGUAGUGAAGUGCCCUGCUUGCCCCAACAAUAAAUAGUUUCCUUUUUACCUGUUACCUGGGAUAUUUUUUUUUUUUUAAAAAUCUAGAUGUCAAUUGAAAGGACUUACAUUAGUUUCCUAAAGGCAAGAAAUGUUGAGGUGUUGAAUUUUUAAAUAGAAUCUCUUUUCAUGUUUGAAUUAUUAUUAUUAGUUCAAGCUGCAUUUUCUUAUUAUCAUGACCCAGUUAUGAAUGCUUUUGAGUUUCGAAAGGACAAAACUAAUGAAAUUUGCAUGAGACAGAAUAAAUAUCUUAUGAGGAAAAACCAAGGAAGACUGGAUCCAGAAGGGGACAUAGCAGUCUUCUCAGUAACUCAAAGAUUCAAGGAGACAGGGAGGUUGAUAUCCGUCCCUUGCCCACUUUUAAAAUAUAUAGACAUAAACUGAGUGUGGUGAUGCACACCUGUAAUCCUAGAUUUCUGGAAGGCUGAGGCAGGAGGAUCACAAGUUUGAGCCCAGCCUAGGCAACUUAGCAACUUAGUGAGACUCUGUCUCACAGUAAAAAAGUACUGAUGAUGUGUGCAGGCCCUGGGUUCAACCCCCAGUAAUACACAGUUUCUGUAGAUAACAUGUCCAUGCUCAUAGAAAAUACACAAUUCCUAGGGCUUCCUUUUCUGAAUGUUAAUAUAUUUUAUAGAACAGUAAUUCCCAAACUUUCUUGAAUUUUUAGAUGUGCUCUCAUUUAUUAGAUUUUAUGGCAGUUCUCUCAAGAAUGUACUAUAUGUGUUAUAUGUAUAUGUAAGUUAAAGUGACUUGAACUUGAUUUGGUUUGACAUUGUCUCAAGGGUCUUAGAUAUCAUCAUUGAUACCAGGGAAUCAGAAAUAGAGUUGAACAUCACUGAUCAGAGUAAAAUACAAAAAGUAGCAACUUUGUUUUCUGAUCAGUUAAUCCUCAGGUGUUUGAGUAACCAACCUAGUUAGACUUGACUCAUGCAGUGAACCAUCCAAGCAAAGUGGUAGAUUUGGAUCGUAUUUCAGCAUGCAUUUUAUUUCCUACUCAGUUGUUACUUUUCAUUCAAGUACUUUCAUCUUCCCCAGUGCAGUUUUUUUGUUUGAGAUUGAAAACCAGACUUACCCAUUGGAGGGGGGCGAGAUCUCCACAGGAGCAGAGUUUCGAGUCUCUGUGCUCUGUGUAGGGUAUAAGGUUUACAUAUGACCAUCUGGUUGAUGUCACUUCCAAACUCCCAAAGAAAAGUUUCAAUUCUCAGUUCACCAAUAGGUUAAAUACUGACUUAAUGACCACUAUCCUGCAAAUAAAGCUAACUAGUAAAGGUUAAAUGUUGACUGGUGCUUGACCUUUCUUAGUUACAUCAAAAUCAACUUAAGCUCAUAGCAUCGUACUUACCUGGAUCACACCUGAGAGGAAUUUACCUUCCAAAUUUAUUUUGUUUUUCAUCUCCAGGGCCUUAAUAAGAGUGUGUUAAUACACAUGACUAUUUUACAACAAUAACGCUAAAUAAUUUAUUUUUUAUUUCAAGAAAGAGAAAUACACCUUAGAAAAAGAAAACCCAAGAUUUUAUUUUAUUUUCAAAGCCAUAUUUUUGUGCUAAGUAGCACUUAGAUUGUUCCAUAUGUGAGAUCCAUAUCUGCAUUACAUUACCUGGGUUUGUUCUAAAGAAGAUUUAUUUUUGUUCUGUGAAUAAUUUUUGACGGUUCUUGUACAUGUACAGAUAUAGAUACAUUUGAGGUCUUUUAUUGAUAUUCCUACAAAGAAUACAAAUAAACUUUAACUUUAAACA